Sodiomyces alkalinus F11 is the source of this 1188-nucleotide messenger RNA. RefSeq lists its product as hypothetical. The transcript has a single exon. Gene Ontology annotation, cellular component: spliceosomal complex. Gene Ontology annotation, biological process: mRNA splicing, via spliceosome. NCBI's taxonomy places the organism in Eukaryota, Fungi, Ascomycota, Sordariomycetes, Glomerellales, Plectosphaerellaceae. The record is from RefSeq and is a predicted model, not a curated record. The coding region runs from base 1 to 1188 and encodes 395 amino acids.
AUGUCGAACCCGAAUCCCUCUUCAGCGCCCAGGAUAGCCAUAUCCUUUGGAACCCCCAAAUCCUCCAACUCCGCCAGAGACCAGUCAAAGCCAAAACCGCCACCCUCACGCCUUGGCAAGCGAGCCCGCCCACACGCACUUGGCCAUGACUCCCACAGCGACGACUCCGAUUCCGACUCCGACCCCGACCGCCGCGGGCGGCACGAGGCCAUCACAGAACUCGGGGGCGAGGAAGCCCCGAAAAAGCGCCCCAGGGAGCUCGUGAUCGAAAGCCAGCCCAACCGCAACUGGAAGGACGAACUACGCGCCAAGCGAGGCGGCGGCGGGAAGAAGAACCUCCUCCCUCCCGAAGUGCAGGCACGAAAACAAAAGGGAAGGGAGGAUCCGAAAGAAACGGCGCCCGCGGACGGGGUCGGGGAUGAGGAGAUCCAAUGGGGCCUCGCCGUGAAAAAGCGCAAGACGGAGCAACCAUCCGACGAAGAAGGCGAUGGCGACGAAAGGGACAGACGCCAAUCAUCUUCCCGCUCGCCAGGGGACGACGGCGACAACGAAAGAACCAACAGCAAAGAAGGCGAAGACGACGCCCCGCGAGACAAAACCCCCCCCCCAGGAACCACCGCCGACGACGAAGCGAUGGACGCCCUUCUCGGCCGUCGCGGGAAGAACCCAGACGCCGAGCGCGUCAUCCGCCCCGCCACGGAAGACGAGGCCUACCAGGAGGACGUGCAGCGGCACGUCGGCGCCGACUCGACCCUCAACGACUACGACGCCAUCCCGGACGGCGAGUUCGGCGCCGCGCUGCUGCGCGGUAUGGGCUGGGACGGCAAGCUGCGCGGCCCGCGGCCCCGCGCGACGGGCGAGCGGCGGCAGAACCUCCUCGGAUUGGGGGCCAAACGGCUCAAGGAGGAUGAGGACCUGGGGCAGUGGAAUCACGGCGGCGGCUCCGGCGGGCGGGGGAAGGGCCGGGGGGGUUCGAAGCGGCCGCCCCGGUUACAUGACUAUCGGCGGGAGGAGGAGAAGAGGAAGGCGGAGAGGAGGGAGAGGAGGGGGGAAGGGUACAGGGAGGAGAGGGAGAGGGAUGGGGAUAGGGAUAGGUAUAGAGACCGCGAUCGCGAGAGGGAUAACCGUCGGGACAGAGAGAGGGAUGGGGACCGAGGGUAUCGAAACGGUGACUCUAGGCGCUACUGA